AUGCAUACUUUGAUCACCGUGUACACGAUAUCGUUCACAUGUUACAUAGUUCACAAAAGCCAGCUCCAGAUGUAUGGUCGUACUACACGAGUUUUCGCUGCCGAGUUCUGGGAAUGUGCAUUAAGUCAGCCCCGAAUUGUUUAUUCUACUGCUGAGGAGACUUUCGUUGCUGCUGCCGGAGGCAAUUAUGGUACUGGUAGCUGUAUUGGCAUCGAUGUAAUGGUUUGA
Messenger RNA from Necator americanus (New World hookworm), 228 nucleotides. RefSeq lists its product as uncharacterized. NCBI's taxonomy places the organism in Eukaryota, Metazoa, Nematoda, Chromadorea, Rhabditida, Ancylostomatidae. The transcript has a single exon. Bases 1 to 228 code for a protein of 75 amino acids. The record is from RefSeq and is a predicted model, not a curated record.